Messenger RNA from Xenopus tropicalis (tropical clawed frog), 1963 nucleotides. It is a transcript of the gene slc43a1, whose product is annotated as solute carrier family 43 member 1. The coding region runs from base 102 to 1733 and encodes 543 amino acids. The transcript has 15 exons. Gene Ontology annotation, biological process: L-alpha-amino acid transmembrane transport; transmembrane transport. Lineage: Eukaryota; Metazoa; Chordata; Amphibia; Anura; Pipidae. The record is from RefSeq and is a predicted model, not a curated record. Gene Ontology annotation, molecular function: transmembrane transporter activity. Gene Ontology annotation, cellular component: plasma membrane.
GAAACCAGCAGCACUGCAAGCUGUUCCACACAGGCACAGACCCUCCCACACCGGUUUCAGUUCCCAGUCAAUCUAGGCCUCACUCUCUGGGUUUACCAGAUAUGGCACCCUCCCUGCAGACUACAUUUGCACGCCGUUGGUGGAUAGCUUGCACAGCAGUUCUGGAAAACCUUUUCUUUUCUGCUGUUCUUUUUGGAUGGGGGUCUCUACUCAUUAUGUUACAGCAAGAAGGAUUUUACUCACACCUUUGCUCAGAUGGAAACUCAUCCGAGAAAGAUGUACUUUCAUAUACUCUGGGAAAUGAGAAUAAUUCACUUCCACUACCCUGGCUAACAUGUACUGCUCAAGAAGAGAUGCUAAAUUUGGGUUUUACAAUAGGAUCUUUUCUGUUAAGUGCAACAACUCUGCCACUGGGUAUCCUCAUGGAUCGAUAUGGACCACGACCACUGAGAUUAGUGGGGAGCUUCAGCUUUGCCCUUUCUUGUGCUCUUAUGGCCCUUUCUGGAUAUGAUCCUUCAGUUUUAGCACCUUUGAUAUUUCUUGCACUCUCCUUAAAUGGAUUUGGAGGCAUAUGCUUGACUUUUACAUCUCUCACAUUACCCAAUUUGUUUGGUAAUAUGCGCUCAACCAUGAUGUCACUAAUGAUUGGAUCCUAUGCUUCUUCAGCCAUUACAUUUCCUGGCUUAAAACUCAUAUAUGAGGCAGGAGUCUCUUUUGUGGCGAUAAUGUUGGGCUGGUCGGCUUUAGCGUGUCUGAUUUUCCUCAACUGCAUUAUAAACUGGCCCAAGGAAUUAAUCCCAUCACCUGAUGAGACUUCUUAUACGAAAAAAGUUACCCUGCGCACACUUGCAUUAGACCACAAAGUCACUGGCGAUCAGUUUUACUCCCAUGUAACAAUUGUUGGUCAAAGACUAAGCCAAAAAGGAGACCCUGAAGCUACUAAAUUAUCCACAGAAGACCUGAAAAAUAUCACUAAAAGCAAUGGAACUAGCCAUAGUUUCAUGCAUAGUGCACGCUCACCAAUAUUCUUAUUCUCACUUAUCACCAUGAUGAUGACACAGCUACGCAUCAUUUUCUUUAUGGCUUCAAUGAACAAGAUGAUAGAAUAUUUGGUUGCUGAACAGCAAGAGAAUGUUCCUGAUGCUUUAAGGUUGAACGCAGAUUAUGAAGUGGGAUUAUACUCCUCUGUAUUUGGAGUUUUACAACUACUGUGCCUUUUCACAUGUCCUUUCAUUGGAUUUGUCAUGGACUGGAAGAUGAAAGAAGGCAAUGAGGGGUCUAAAAACAUUCAAAAACUUACAAAUGCUACAAGAGCUUUCAUUUUCACCAACAUUAUUCUCAUCUGCUUUGGUGUAACAUGUUUAAUUAGCAACCUUCCUCUCCAGUUUGUCACCUUCAUCUUCCAUACAAUGGUCAGAGGUUUUAUCCAUUCAGCUUGUGGAGGACUGUACGCUGCAGUAUUCCCUUCUAGUCAUUUUGGAACUCUCACUGGGCUGCAAUCCCUCUUGAGUGCAGUUUUUGCAUUGUUGCAAGAGGCUCUGUAUAGAGUAAUGCUUGGACCCCUCCACGGUAAUCCUUUCUGGGUGAACUUUGGUUUGCUGCUUUUCUCAUUUUCUGGCUUCGUUCUUCCGGGAUAUUUACUUGUUUACCGUCAUCGUCUUAUAAGACUUCAGAGAGGAUCAACUCUUGAUAAGGAUCAAGCAACAAUCCACCUGCAAGAUGAAAUUAAUUGAAUAGUGUGGCAGGGAGGGCCACUGUAUCCUAAUAAGGCUUACUAAUGAUCUCCCUUAAGAAAAAAUACAUCUGACAAUGUAAGAUUGCAACGGAAUAAUAAGACAAUACUUUUUCUAAAUAUUUAUAAAAUAUGAAUGGGUAAUGAAUAACAUGCUGCCAGUUUAUACAUUUGUUGAUGAUUCAUUGCAAAUAAAUCUUCAGUCUUGCAAAUAAAUCUUUACUGGCAUAA